Messenger RNA from Arvicanthis niloticus (Nile rat), 2025 nucleotides. NCBI's taxonomy places the organism in Eukaryota, Metazoa, Chordata, Mammalia, Rodentia, Muridae. The record is from RefSeq and is a predicted model, not a curated record.
AGGGAGUAAGGUGGUACUACAACUUAGACAUCAGCUUUGGGGUGGAGGUGGGGGGGGGGUCACAUAAAGGCCGACCCUAAAUAGCUCGUCUCCCUUAGUUUAGUUCUGGAGUAGAGCCCCUGUGCAGGAGCCCACUGAGCCCCUCCCUGUGAUGGGGGGGGGGGGUGAAGUCACUGUUUCAGGUCUUUCCUGCUCUCAUGGCCCUCCAUGUGACCAGCAAUUGUAGGCCAGAGGUGUUGGAGGUGGAGUGAAACAGGACCAGCCCCUAAGCCUGGUCAGCCCUGAUCAAGUGCUGUGGCAGUCAUGGCGCUCACCUGGAGGCAGCCUCGCCCUCGGCCCCUGCUUCUCCUGGUACUUAUGUGGCUCCCACAAAGCCUGAGUCUAGACCUGAUUCCCUACACACCGCAGAUAACAGGCUGGGACCUGAGAGGGAAGGUCACAGCCACUACGUUCUCUCUGGAGCAGCCUCGGUGCGUCUUUGAUAAGCAUGUCUCAACUAAUGACACCAUCUGGCUAGUGGUGGCUUUCAGCAAUGCCUCCAGGGACUUUCAGAACCCACAGACUGCUGCUAAGAUCCCGACCUUCCCACAGCUGCUGACUGACGGCCACUAUAUGACAUUACCCCUGUCCCUGGAUCAGCUGCCGUGUGAGGACCUGGCCCGUGGAAGUGGAGGUGUCCCCGUGCUCCGGGUGGGCAAUGACUUCGGCUGUUACCAGCGACCCUAUUGCAAUGCUCCCCUCCCCAGCCAGGGCCCUUACAGUGUGAAGUUUCUUGUGAUGGAUGCUGGCGGCCCACCCAAGGCUGAGACGAAGUGGUCCAAUCCCAUUUAUCUCCACCAAGGAAAGAACCCCAACUCCAUUGACACAUGGCCCGGCCGUCGGAGCGGCUGUAUGAUCGUCAUCACUUCUGUCCUUUCUGCCCUGUCCGGCCUCUUGCUCCUGGCUUUCCUGGCAGCCUCCACUACACGUUUCUCCAGCCUGUGGUGGCCUGCGGAAACCCCUGAGCAGCUGCGGAUUGGCUCCUUCAUGGGAAAACGUUACAUGACUCACCAUAUUCCCCCCAGCGAGGCUGCCACACUGCCGGUGGGCUGUGAGCCUGGCCUGGGCCCUCUUCCCAGUCUCAGCCCGUAGCCUGGUCUCUGCAGCUUGGGCCUGGGGUGGGGGCAGACAGCAGGUACAAAGGUUCUGUGGGGUGGGGGAUGGGGUGGGGCCGUGCGUCUGCACAGACCCUUCUGUCUGCCGGGUUGCUUUAUCUUCUGCUUCUGGUUCAUAUCCCUUACUCUGUAAAUGCUUUUGUAGAUGGUCAAGGUCAGCUCAGGUUUACUUAACCUCCUUCACGUGAGGCUAGAGAAGGUGGCCAGUUCAUCCCCUACCUUAGCCAGACGUCAGCGAACCCAGGAGGAGACAGGUAACACAGGCUGUGGUUCCUACACUUAGGAGGUGGAGGUAGGAGGGUCAUAUGCUCCAGGCUAGUCCAGGCUUACUAGCGGGAGUCUGUCUCAAACAAAACAAAGCAAACCAUAACAAAGCACCCAACCCCAGGAGGUGGCCUUGCUGGGCAGUUAGUAGAUUGGGCUCGGCCCAUCAUGAGGCUCAGACCAUCUUCCAUCCUACCCAACAACCAGGGGUGGGCUGCAGUCAUGGAAAUACCACUACUGUCCUCUCGCUCUUUCUGAGGAUGGGUCACAGUGCACUGGUUAGGGAGUGUAACUGGCUGUUAACAUCAGCUCAGCUACCUAUCCCAGUCCCUGUGCACACAGAGAGAUGGUUCUGCACGCUUCUCUGCUCACUACGGAUCACUUAUUGCACAUCUGCCUUUAUGUACCACAUACAGUGUUAGACACCGUCUCGGGCAAAGCUGGUUGCGACUUUGGAGGACUCUACCUUGCUUUGAAUCUCAGACUGACACCUGUCCAGUUGUGGGAUCUAUUGCUGUUGGCGAGACGCCAUGCCCUCAAAUUAUCCUUAGGGUCACUCUCUCCCAAUUACCCUAGUGGAUCUUUGAGAGCCACUCACUGUACACUC